AUGGCUACAUUAUGUGAAGAUAACGGGUGGGGUCGUGUCAGUAGCAAAGCUGCUCAAAUUGUCGAUAAUCACUUGGCCUGGAAAAAAACGAAUCGAGAAAAGAGAGCGCGAAUGAGAGCUACUAUGGAGGCGAAAAAGUACGGUCGAAAUGAGGACGACACUGCGCGACCCAGUCAAAGCAGCUCUACACCUGAACAAAGCACUGUAACAAGUGAGGUUGCAGAACCCAGUUCUGUACCCAUGAACGGUGGCCAGCGCGAAGGCGCGGUCAGAGAUGCGAGUGGUAGCGGAUUUGACUAUUCAGAAGACGUUGCUACUAGUCGAUACAACGUCCAAAUCCGUAUUGGGCCCAAUGGUGAAACCAUUAUCGACGAAGAGUCCCUGUUUGUGGAUAGGAAUACUGGCGAUGAUACAGCUGAUUACACUCAUGUCGAGGAGUCGGACGUCACCAAAUUUGUGAAUUCUGGGACGUAUGGGAGGCGUUUCCGAGGCACGCGGUGGAGUGCAGAAGAGACAGAGUUAUUCUACGAUGCGCUAUCGCAAUUUGGGGAGAACUACGAGUUAAUAUCGUAUGUGUUACCUGGUCGCGACCGCAAGUCAUGCAAGAACAAGUUCAAAGCGGAGGACAAGAAGAACCCAGCACGAAUCAAUUACUGCCUGAACAAUCGUCAGCCUUAUGAUAUGCAAACUUUGUCGCGAAUGACGGGAAGGGACUUUAGUGGCCCAACCCCUGAGAUCCGACCACCACCUGUUCUUACGCUCGCUGAAACGGAGGGGGAUCCAGCAGCGGGAGGCGCGAUUUCAAAGAAACGGAGCAAGACCCCUGUUCUAGAAGAUGAGGAAGAGGAAGUUCUUGGUGAUAUAUCCAGUGCUGAUUUUGCAGAGUAG
Messenger RNA from Suillus paluster, 888 nucleotides. RefSeq lists its product as uncharacterized. Gene Ontology annotation, biological process: RNA polymerase III preinitiation complex assembly. The record is from RefSeq and is a predicted model, not a curated record. The transcript has 3 exons. Gene Ontology annotation, molecular function: TFIIIC-class transcription factor complex binding. The coding region runs from base 1 to 888 and encodes 295 amino acids. Gene Ontology annotation, cellular component: transcription factor TFIIIB complex. NCBI's taxonomy places the organism in Eukaryota, Fungi, Basidiomycota, Agaricomycetes, Boletales, Suillaceae.